GCCAGCGCAAAAACCGAACGUGAGCGCGGUUAUAUUUAGGCGUGCGUCAUCUAACACCGAGUGUAGCUGCAGCGAUCGAGAAACUAACACCGACAGACAGACAUGGAAGUGGCGGAACAAUGGCGCAAGCAGUGGGCAGGCUCUGCGGAAUACGGGAAGGUGACAGAAGGCGGUGUGACCCGCAGAGUCGCCCGCGCCAUGGAAGUUCUGCACGCAAGCGCGCCGGGUGCACGCGUGCGCGUCAUGCGCGCUGCGUACCACUCCUCUGCCGGCCCGGGCGUACCCGCCUCGUCCUACUUGAUGCAAUCCUCCAGACAGGUCUUAUCGUCCGGGUAUAACUUCUUGGAACCUACUCUAACAUUAUCGAAACCCUUGGAAAUAUCCUCAACACCGCUAGAGUCGUUGCCGGAUAGUGAAGUUGAGAGAGAAAAUUACAAAGUGACUGAGCCAGACGAUUACGAUAUAUCUGAACCGUCCAAAUGGAGACGUUCUUCAGCAAAUAAUUCAAUUCGAAUGCCUAGUGAAGAGUCAUCGUCAGCAGAUAAUGCAAGUAUUAUUGAUCUCGAUUCAAGGCCUAACGGAACGUUUAAAAAAACUUUACAAAGUAAACAAAGUGAUGAUAAAAAUAGAAUCCAUAUUAUUAACACUAGGGUUUCGCCAUUAUUAGACGCGCCAGUAGCAUUGAGUACUCUUAAAUAUACAUCCAUUUUAAACAGCACUGAUGAAUGGAACAGUAGAAGAAAAAGUUACAGUUUCGAAGAUACGUCGCCGCUAGAUCACAAUGUAUUACCUCAAAAUAACUCUUAUACCAUAGACUCAUCUACAGAUAGUGGUAUAUGUAAAUCUUCAGAAAUAGUUGACGAAUCAUUGAAUAGUCUCAUCAAUACAAAACACAUCGUAAGUGGUGAAAAAAGUCGUGCAGAUGAGUCAUUUAAGCAGUGGCUUUCAAGAAAUAGGUCGAAUUCUUAUAGAGAUACCAGUAUGACUCCACCGAGAAGUUACCGUGCACCGGGGUCUCAACCAACUGAUGGCAAUAUAACUUUACAAUCUUCAGGCAAAGUGUCUAUUACUUUGCCGUUUGAAACCCAAACCAACGAGAAAACAGAAAGGACAAUUUUUAUUGAUGACGGUGACCGUAGAACAAAAAGGGUCGAAUUCUGCAAAACAGAACUGCAUUUUGCUGCAGAUAGCGGAACUGUUAACAUAAUAGCAACUGAUGAAAAGCCACCACCUUCAACUGACUUUAGAAGAAGACGUAGUGCCUUUGUCCCCUUGAACAACAAAGUCGACAGAUCCAUAACACUGUUUGGGGAGAAGUCUGAAUUUUCAGAGAUAAACACCAAUCAAGGCUUUUCGAAUACUGAGUGUGGGGAAAUCGAUGAGAAUACAGCAGCUACAAAAAGUAUUCUCAAAAACAAAAUUCCGAAACCCAAGCCAUAUCUUCUUGGCGAGAACAUGGUACUUGGGAUUUCUAGUGUUGACACUAAUAGCCUAGAAUUAGAUAGAAGCUUGACAAAGACAACUGCAGUUUCUCUUAUAAACAGUCAAUUGCUAUCAGAGAGACGAUAUAGUAACGAAACUAUUUCCAGCAGUUUGAGCGACUUAGAUUCAACGUUACUGACAAACAACACUCAUAGGACAGGAAGUAAAGGUCCACAAGAACGCCAAAGCAAACAAGCAAACAAGAUAUGCAACACUAUUCCAAUAAAGAUUCUAGAUAAAAAAUCACUGAAAAAAAAAGUUUUACCUGUAUCGUCAGAAGUGAGUAAAACUAAAAUAAGAGAACUUAGAGAAAGGGAUUUACCAUACUUUGGAAUUGAAAAGAAUGAAAACUGUAAACAUAUUCAGAGUGAAGAUUACCUCCAAGAAGAAAUAUUUCAUUCUGUCAAAUUAGUGCAACAAGUGUCUAAUAGCGUUUGUAACAGUGAAGCGGAAUCUGAUGACGCCCUGGAGUAUCAAAAUAUUCCCACAAAAUAUAAUAUGAACAAAGUUCCUACUCCAAGUCCACGAUCUAAAUACUACAAAGAGACCAGCUCAUUAGGUGAACAAAGAGUUUUAAAACCAAUCAGUGAACAAAGCGCCGAACAGUCAAUUUUCUCAGAAUUUCGAAAUAAUAGUUUAAAAAGACAUAAAGACCCAUUGAAACAUCAAUCAAACAAGAAUCAUAUCAAAAUCGAAUCAAGCAACAUUAAAGAAAAACAAUUAAGGCAAAAAGAUUCUAAAAUCAUUGCAAGAAACAAUUUAAUUUCAUCUGGAAAAGCUGCCAACAAUGCUUUAAAAAGUACAAAAGGAAACAAAGAAAAUCAAACUUCUAACUUUAUACAAGAUACAACAUCGCGUGAUACAGAAACGCCUCUUUAUGCAAAUGUAAACUUUAAGGAAAGAAAAGAAAAAAUAGAUCCUACUUUGGAAGAUACAAGCCUUAAGGCGGUUCGGUUGCGAACUUCCAUAAAUAAGGAUCGGAAAGCAAAUAAACAUGAAACCAAAACAAAAAGUGGAUCUCCGGUUAAAAAAUAUGAUAAUAUAUCUAACCCCAGCGAUAUCAUACACUAUGGAAAUAUGGAUAAGAAAUAUGAAAUAAAACUAGAAAACCAACAACUUUCUUUAAAAAAACCAACACCAAGACGGACUGAAAAACUAAUAACACCAGACUUAAUAAUACGUGGAAAUAGCUCUGAAAAAUCUCCUCAAAAUGUUAAAAAAGUUAUACAGAGAAACGAUUCAUUAAAAAGAAAUAGUUACCAAAACUCAACGAAAGUUAUUUUAGAAGAUAAAAAUGCACUAAAUAAAAGAAACAUACCUAAAAAAGAGAAAGACACUGUAAAAGCUCUCAAUAAUCAGUCUACAGCUACAACAAAUGAGAAUAAGUCUCCUUCAAAAUCAAGCCGGGAUAUCUUUAUACCUCAAAAAGUAGAUAAGAUGCCCGAUACAAAGUUGGACAAGUCAACAAAGCCCAAACGCAGCAAAUAUGUAAUAAACUAUGAUGACAAAAACGGGACAUUUUCAUCUAUUUGUAAAAUUAAAAAAGGGCCUGGUACGUAUAAAAGAAAAGUUAUGGCAAUUGAAAAUAAAAAUUGUCAAGAAUCUGACAAGAAAGAGAAAAGUUUAAACAAAAUAGCUUUACUCCACCUUCGCGAACGAUAUUGGAAUACAUUCAAUCGGGACUCGACAAGCAGGAAAAGGAAGGCAAACGCACAUGUACAAAGAUCUUGCCAGCUAUUAUAAGCAUUAGUUGUCGAGGUUAAGGUGAUUACCUCUUAAUUAAUUUUGGAAGUAGGAAACUAUUGUAAAAGGCUUACGUUGUGUUAAAUAAUAAAAAUUAAUUAAGAAGACAUUGAUCUCACAAUAAUUCACAAUCGACUAUUUGAAAUAAUGUAAUACUUUGCUAAUUAACACUGCUAUUGAGUAACGUAUU
Messenger RNA from Pararge aegeria (speckled wood butterfly), 3415 nucleotides. RefSeq lists its product as uncharacterized. The transcript has 6 exons. The coding region runs from base 103 to 3225 and encodes 1040 amino acids. The record is from RefSeq and is a predicted model, not a curated record. NCBI's taxonomy places the organism in Eukaryota, Metazoa, Arthropoda, Insecta, Lepidoptera, Nymphalidae.